UUCGGCAAUUUUGAAUACUACGCCCAUACGGAGCCAUUUUAUAAGAAAUAACUAAUUACGCAGUAUGUUAAUUGUCAACUAAGAAAUUGUAAAGGCCACAUAUGCGAUCUUGAUGAUCCGACGACUUUUUCCAACAUAUGGAAGCUAAACGUGCAAAUUCGAGUACUUGGUUGCAUUCGCGCCAUUGAGCCGAAAUGGAGGAGGAUCGAACAUCGGAAACUGUCGUGCUCCCGGACAUGUCCGAACCUCUUACGAAUGAAUCCGAGGAACAUGGUGUUCUAACUUCGGAUGCUCAUCAGGCAGUGGCUCCAGUAUCAGUUCCAGUUGCCUCGGUACCUGUUUCAUUGCCUGUUGGCUCAUUAAUUGGUGUCGCAAGUUCGGGGACGUUCAAUGUUAUCACUCCUGACCAGCUGCUGGCCGGUUCAACACAGUUCAAACCUCAUGUGCUGUGUGUGGAUAACAGUUUCAUAUGUGAUACGCGACAAGAAAAGGAUGCCGACUCCAUUAGAACCUGGGUAAGAUCACAGAAUGGCGAGCUUAAAGCAGCACACAUUGUUAUUCAGAGUGAUCCUGUGGUUGAUGAACAACAAACUCCUACAACACAGGCUAAUGGAUUGGCAAUGCGAGAGAUGCCUCAAACAUCCUGGACAGAAUCUGCUAAUAUGCCUAUUCUUCCUGUUAGGUGUAAGAACACAAGUGCAGAGCUACACAAAAGUAGAUUUGGUUCUGGUGGACGUGGGCGCUGCAUAAAGCUCGGUGAAGCAUGGUACACCCCAAGUGAAUUUGAAGCAUUAUGUGGAAGAGCAUCGAGUAAAGACUGGAAGAGGAGCAUCAGGUUUGGUGGUCGAAGCCUGUUGACAUUAAUUGAUGAGGGGAUAUUAACACCACAUGCAACAAGCUGUACCUGUGCAGCAUGCUGUGAUGAUGACAAUGCGACAGGACCAGUUCGGUUAUUUACACCGUACAAGCGGCGCAAGAGGAAGGAUACUGGUAACUGUGAUGGAAUGGGGCGAAAAAUGAAGAGAUCAUCUUCAAAGGAUGGGGAUGGUAGUAAUGGUGAUGACAGUGAUACUGGUGGUGGAGAUUGUAAGUCGGAGCAAGCUUGGAAUAAUACAGAUUCAUUUGUUCAAAGUAGACUUGGAGAAGGCAUGGUUAGUUCUCCUUCACCAACUCAUUCUAUUGGCGAUGUCUCGGAGAUGCAGCAAGGAACUGUAUCAUCAGUUAAUGAAGGCUUGAAGAGGUUAGAAGAGAUGGCAGGCCGUAUUACAAAGCUGGCUAAUUGCUUCCGGAGAACUCUUGAGGAUACAAAGGAACUUUACCAAAGAGAGAUGAACAAACUUAAGGAUGCAAAAGACCAAGCUGUAUUGGCAGCAAGAGUUGAAACUCAAGUUGCAUGUUCAAGGGCUGUUUUUGAACAAAGGUCAGAUAAUCUGCCUGUCCAUAUUGUGGAUCCAAUUGAAACAGUAGGCCUCCAGCCGACGACAGAUGGUAAUGAAACAAAAAAGUGUGCUAACUGCAAUAGAGAAGCAUUUGCAGAAUGCUCGUUGUGUCGUCGUACACCAUACUGCUCAACAUUUUGCCAGCGUAAAGACUGGACAAGUCAUCAAGUGGAAUGUGUUCGGAAUGCAACUGAUAAUAGUAUUGGACAACCAGCUAGUUCAAUAAUGCUAAUUGUUGAAAGUUCUGAUCAAGUCCUAGGACAUGGUGAAUGUAAUACUUGAGUUAUUCACUCUGAAGGUGCCAAUAAUGCUAACUUAUGUCUGAGGUAUCUGUGAUCUUUACGCUGUGUUAGUGUGUGCUGAUCAUGAUGGAUGUUUUCUGUUUAGUCCAUACAAUUUUCAAAGAAAAAAAUUGCACAUGUUGCAUAUAUGUACAAUCUAAAAAUUUUAUGCACAAAUGUUACUAUGUGUGUUGUGUGAAUACAAUCCAGAAGUAUUGUUAAAAGUAUUACUAGUCAUAUGAGAAUAUUUUUAUGGAAAGUGAGACCUGCUUCUUCCUUUGGUUGAAUUGUGAAUUCUAAUUAGUCAGUUUAACUGCUCUUCAUUGUUGGUACAUUUUUUGUAUCUGUUUUACUUUUACACGAAUGUAAAGGACAUUUUUUGCUAUAUUGUUUUAUAUAUGUAUUUAUAAAACAUUUAUCUUUUGGCUAGUACACAUUGUAUCCUUGUAAAACUGGUUAAAAGUAUACUUAACUGGCAACUGGUAGAGCUUUGUGAAAAUGUGCAAUUCAUUUGUGUUUCUAUUAUUUGAUUACAAUGGUGAUACACAUCUGUUAUGGAGAGCAGCUUUGUGAUUGUAAUGUAAACUUUUUAAUCUAUUUGUGUGUGUGUGUGUGUGUGUGUGUGUGUGUGUGUGUGUGUGUGUGUGUGUGUGUGUAAAUGUAAAUUUAUAUUUAUUAUUUAUUUGUGGUAGUUACUACAUUCUGUUUAUCAUGAAAGGACCUCUUUAAUAGCACACUGUGUGAUGCAGGUAUCUCAAUGUCUUGAGAUAUGCUCCUGUGUGAGAAAAACUGACAAGUUACUUCAGCUAAAUUCCAAAGUUGAUCAGAAUAAAAAAAAUUUUU
Schistocerca cancellata (South American locust) is the source of this 2563-nucleotide messenger RNA. RefSeq names its product deformed epidermal autoregulatory factor 1 (gene Deaf1). The coding region runs from base 195 to 1721 and encodes 508 amino acids. Gene Ontology annotation, biological process: regulation of transcription by RNA polymerase II. Gene Ontology annotation, cellular component: nucleus. The record is from RefSeq and is a predicted model, not a curated record. Gene Ontology annotation, molecular function: DNA binding; DNA-binding transcription factor activity, RNA polymerase II-specific. NCBI's taxonomy places the organism in Eukaryota, Metazoa, Arthropoda, Insecta, Orthoptera, Acrididae. The transcript has 10 exons.